AUGGAGGUCCUGCGGCACCUCGGCGGCGUCAGCGCAGCGGUGUCGGCCGCAUCGCCGCCGCUGGACCACUGGCGGAGCUUCGUCUACUGCCAGUCCAUGACGGGGCACGUUCUAGGAGAGGUUGACCACUUCCCAGGCCAGGCGCAGCCUUACCUGGAGGGCGUCUCGCCGGAGCCCGUAACUCACCUGUCUCAGAACCGACUGCUGCCGCUGCUGCUGGAGCGCGCCAAUCAAGCGGGCUACUCAAAGGCCGUCCCAAGCGGCGUCCUCUGGAAUAGGAAGGCGGUGGCGAUCCAGCCAAUCGAGGCCAGCCCGGCCGCGCCGGCGACGCUUGGCAGCAGCAGCAGCAGCAUCGGCGGCGGCAGCGGUGGCGGCAGGGGGCCGGGGCUGGUGUUGACUGUCAAGAAUACGGAGGGGCACGUCGGCGUGGAGAGCAUCAGAGCGGAGUUCGUGGUGGCGGCUGACGGCGCCAACAGCGGCAUCAGGCGGAUGCACGAGAUACCAAUGGAGGGCGCCGCCGCCAUGCAGCAGCUGAUUAAUGUUCAUUUUAGGAGCCCUCGCCUGGCCCAGCAGCUGCUCGCGGGCCCCGGCCGGCGGCCGGGGAUGCUCUACUUUGUAUUCAACAGAGAGGUGGUCAGUGUCAUCGUGGCGCACGACUUCAGGACGGGAGAGUUUGUCGCCCAAAUCCCCUUCUUCCCGCCCCUGCAGAAACCCAAGGACUUCACAAAGGAAGUCUGUGCCGCCCAGCUCUCCGCCGCCGCCGGCCCCGGCUUUGAUGCCGCCGCCGCCGCCGAAGCUGGAGCCCCCAACGCCAGCGCCGGCGGCGGGCCCACCGAGCCGUCGUGGCUAACCUCGGACCCCCAAUUCGAGAUCCUGGAGGUCCGCCCUUGGACGAUGAGCGCGCAGGUGGCGAGGAGCUUCGCGGCGUCCGGCGGGCGCGUGCUGCUGGCGGGGGACGCGGCCCACAGGUUCCCGCCAGCUGGCGGCUUCGGCAUGAACACCGGGAUCCAGGACGCCCACAACCUUGCUUGGAAGCUGGCGGCCGUGAUCAAGGGGCUGGCCGCCCCCAGCCUGCUCGAGUCAUACCAGGCGGAGCGCCGCCCCGUGGCGCUCGCCAACACGGCGCUGAGCGUCGCCAACUGGCGCGAAGCUACGCGGGUGCCGGAGGCGCUGGGGCUGCACCCCGCCGCGGCGGCGGCGCUCAGCAGCGCGUCUGUGGCGGCCCCGCUGCCGGCCUUCCUACAGAAGCAGCUCCUUGAGACUGGCCUCGCCGCGGGCCGCAGCCUCGCCGCCGCCGCCCUGCCGCUGCGGCGCCGCGCGAUCCGCCAGAUCCUGGAAUCCGGGGAGUCGCUGCGGCUGCAGUUCCCCCGGGAAGAUCUGGGCUUCAGGUACACCCCGGGCUCGGGGGCCGCGGUGCUGGAGGAAGACGCGGAAGCUGAAGUGUCGGCGUCCCCGCCCUCAGCGGCGGCGGCCGCGGGCGCGGGCGGCGGGAGGGGCGCGGCGUUCGUGCCUAGCAGCGCGCCGGGGUACAGGCUGCCUCACGUCUGGCUGGAGCUGGCGCGGACCGGGGAAAGGGUGUCCACUCUGGAUCUAAUUGAGCUCGGCGGACUCCACAUGACACUGUUUUCGUCCCAUGAGCCCGCCAACGGCACAAGCAGCAGCAGCAGCAGUGGUGACGGCGCCGACGACGCCGACGGCGGGGAUGGGCGCAACCCGUGGGCGGAAGCUGCCGAGCAGCUGCGAGCGGAGGGGUGGCCGCUGGCGGUCGUCAAGAUCGUGACCUCUGAUGCGCGCGGCGGCACGGGCGGUGGCGGCAGCAGCGACGGCAGCAGCGGCGGCAGCGGCAGGGGUGGAGGGGUCGUCAGAGCGGUGGAUUCUGGAGGCGCCUGGCGGCGGCUGCAGAACAACGCGUGCUCCCCCGUGGUGCUGGUGCGGCCGGACGGACACGUGGCCUGGCGGGCGCUGCGGCUGCCACAGGGCGGCGGCGGCGGCGGCAGGGAAGACGGCGGGCGGGCGGCUGUGCGGCAGGCGUGCCGCGAGAGGCUGGAGGGGGCCCUGCAGUCGCUGGGUUGGCUGCAGGGAGGAUCGGGCGGGACCGGCGGCGGUGGGUGA
Messenger RNA from Monoraphidium neglectum, 2112 nucleotides. RefSeq lists its product as hypothetical. Bases 1 to 2112 code for a protein of 703 amino acids. The record is from RefSeq and is a predicted model, not a curated record. Gene Ontology annotation, molecular function: FAD binding. Lineage: Eukaryota; Viridiplantae; Chlorophyta; Chlorophyceae; Sphaeropleales; Selenastraceae. The transcript is spliced from 9 exons.